CAAGGCUAAAACACAGUUUCUCUGUGGGUAAUAUUUAACAGGCUGAUUCAGACCUUCAGUCACACUCUGAGAGAGGCUGGAGUGGAGAAUCUUCUGAAAACAUAUGUAGGAGGAUAUGAUUGAGAGCAGAACAAUGCUGUGACUUGUUCAGUGGAAUCAUGCGGGGUGUCCUCCUCCUAAAGCUGGUUCUCCUGGCAUGUGUGAUGCACGGGGUGCUCAGUGUGAUGCAGCUGGAGCCGAGGAACGCCACAGUCCUGCAGGGCGCCGAGGUGCGCUUUAACUGCAGCACUGACGAACUGUGGGAUGUGAUGGUAUGGCAGCUAAAUGGCCGAUCAAUACUGACCAUAUCUGCACUGCAUGGCCCUCUGGGAUAUCACGAAAGCGUCUGGGCAGUGAACCGAUCAGCCUCAGCUGUCUCUAUAUGGGAGUUUGUCCUUAAGAGUCCAGAAUUCAGUCCCACAGUUCAAGAGGUCACCUGUGAGCUGCUGCCAGGUAUUGUUCACAGAGAGACUGCAGCUUUAUCAGUGCAAGUAGAAGGACGAGUGCUGAUAUCGGGUGGAAACAUGUCUGUUCAGGUGGGAGCACCUGUGGUCCUGCAGUGUCAGGCUGUGGGCUGGUACCCCACCCCUGCUGUAGAGUGGAGCAUUAAUGGAGCCACAGUGGACAGCAGUCAGUUCAACAGCAGUAGCGUCCAGGACCAAACCGGGCUCUUCAACAUCACCAGCAUCCUGCAGCUGAAUGUGGAGAACAUCUCCAAAGUGGAGUGUUUCGUGUCUAUACCUGCUCUACCUGUACCGCACACCUUCACUGUCUUCAUUUCUGCAGAGCCUCUAGAAAGUAACAGCGUGGUGGUGAUUGCUGUUACAGUGACGGUGUGCAUCAUUGCUCUGCUGGCGCUCCUCACUCUGAUGUUCUUCUGCAGACAGAAAAUGAUAAGGUCCAAACCAUUCCAGGAUCAGUUAAGCUUUGGUCAGCAGAACACUGAGAACAACUAUGACGAAAGACAAGGGAAAGUUAACUUCGCGUACCACCCUGAAGGUCCUACAGGCUUCAAUAAUCCACAGAAGGCUGACACUGAGAUGACUGCAGCCACUCAGAAGGUCCCUGAUAUCAUCUACAUCAUGUCACGAGAGCCCAGACAGGAGAGUGUGAGUGAUUACAUCAACGUCCAGAGAAGAGAUGGCCCGAAGAAAACUCGUCAGAGCACCACCGUCUGACCACCACAGGCUGGAACAAAUCUGACCUACUGACCACAAACAAAGUCUUUCAGGUUCUGAAUCACUCCAGUAGGAACUUUUCACAAAUCUAGAACCAGUUUCCUUCAUUUUGUCACUCUAGAGGCCUUAUAACUCUGUUUUACAGCUGCUUGAAAAUUCCAGCUGCUGUUUUUAUCAUGUGAACGUUUCAGAAAUGCUCUGAAAUGACCGCUCACUGUUGUAAUGUACAUUAAAGUGAAGAAUGUUUUAAAUCUUCCAGUUUAGAGAGAUUUGGAUGGAGUUUCCCACCAGUUAGAACAAACAUUACCUGUUUUUAUUUAUUUAUUUAUUUUUUAAUUUCUUUUUUUUUUCUCUGUUUCUCACAGCAGUACAAUUAUUAGGUCAUUGUUAUUACUUAUGGUCUCCAAAUCUUGACUUAAGAUCUCAAAAUAAUAUGUUUUGAGUGAUUAAAUUAUAAUUCUGUAUCCAAAUGUUUAUCUAUUGUACAUAUUAAUGACAACUUAGCCAUUAUUUCAGGAUUAAAGUCAUUAUUUAAAUGAUUUUGUUUCUGCUGACUGUAACAAAGAUAUGAUUUUUUUUCUCCUUUAUCUGAUUUGAAUGGACUUCUAUUCACUCUAUACACAAAAUAUGGUUCUUCAAGGGUUCUUUAUUAAUGACAAUUUGUUCUACACAGAACCAUUUCAUGCUUAAAUGCUUCUUUGUAUUAUGAAAUGGUUCUUCAGUUUGAGGAGAAUUAGUUCGGUAUGGUUCUGUAUAGCUCCAGAAAGGUUCUUAUGUUGGUAUAAGCUUGGCAUUGGAGCAAUAACAGAACCCUUUUUGGUGCUACACAGAACCAUUUUCUUACCUGGUACUAUAUUGAACCAUAUGCAACACAUUCUCCACCGAUCUGAAGAAGCUUUUCACCAUUGCAAAGAACCAUAUAAACAUGGCAUGGUUCCAUAUAGAACUAAUGGUUCUAAACAGAACAAUUUCUUUUACUGAAGAACCCUUCUUUGGUGCUAUAUAGAACCAUAUACAACACAUUCUCAAACAAUCUGAAGAACCUUUUCACCAUGCAAAUGAUCAUUUGAGCAUGGAAUGGUUUUGAAAGGAAUUUAUGGUUCUAAAAGAACCCUUCCCCCCUACUAAAGAACCCUUGCAGAACCAUCUUUGUGAAGAGUGUAGUGCUGGUGAACAGUGAUGAUGUGUUCAAAGAGCAUAAAGAUCUGGAUUGAAAGGUUACGUGUCAGUUCCUCUGAAGAUGCAUGAUGGUUUGUUCUGCAGGCCCUCAGAUCUUCUGUAGAGGCUUGAAAGCCGAGUGUUAGUUUUGUUUAUAGAUUGAAAUCUAGAUUUUAAUUUUAUUGUCCGUGUUAAUUUCUAUUACAGUUGUAAUUCCAGAGCACCACUGCCUAUAAACAGCACGUCAUUCAGUUCCACAAACUGUCUGCCACAGAUAUUAAUGCACGGACUCCACUGUGUGGGAAUGAAGGUUUAAGUGAGGGUGUUUUAUGAUUAUCAUUAAACGUCAUUGACUCUAAUUGA
Pygocentrus nattereri (red-bellied piranha) is the source of this 2738-nucleotide messenger RNA. It is a transcript of the gene igsf5b, whose product is annotated as immunoglobulin superfamily, member 5b. Gene Ontology annotation, biological process: cell-cell adhesion. The coding region runs from base 159 to 1217 and encodes 352 amino acids. NCBI's taxonomy places the organism in Eukaryota, Metazoa, Chordata, Actinopteri, Characiformes, Serrasalmidae. The transcript is spliced from 9 exons. The record is from RefSeq and is a predicted model, not a curated record.